AGGAGGACAGGCUUGGUGGGAAAUAGAACUGGACCCAUCUGCAGGGCACAAAGGAGUUAACAGCGAGGGAAAAUUUUGGGCUCUGUCAUCAGCCAAUGAAGGAGGAGCUUGACAGUGCAGCUGACUCAUAAUCAGCCGAGCUGGAGCCUGCGUUGCACAUCUGUUUGCUAGAGAUCGCCUCCAGAGCCCUCGAUCAGAGAUCUGUCCUGUGUGGUCUUUCCCCACGUUUUUCCAAGUCCUCUUUGCCGUCACAGAAUGUCCAGCCUGAUGCCCGUCCUUUCCCAGAAAGAACUGGAUAGCAUUUCCCUGACCAGGACAGGAUUUGGGUUUGCUCUCAAAGCCUUCCAUGUGCCUCGGAAUAUAGACGUCUCCCUGAAGCUGUUGACUGGCCGGAAUGCAACGGAGAGAGAUUUGAAGGCACUGCUUCAAGAGGUGGCCAACACCCGAUACAUCCAGUGCGACAGGCUCAUGCCUUCUCUUGGCAUCUGCCACUUCCAAGGUCUCAGUGUCGUCACUGAAUGGAUGCACAAUGGAUCUCUCAGUUUGCUCAUCCAUGAGCAUGAACUCUACCCAGAACUGCCUUUUCCUCUAUGUGUGAGAAUCCUGUCAGAUGUGGCAGAAGGUCUAAGUCAUCUACACAGCUUGGAGCCACCUGUCCUACACCACAGCCUCAAACCCUCCAAUGUCCUGCUAACUCUAGAGUACAGAGCUAAGAUAUCAGAUUAUGGCCUAAAGACCUGGAGAAGGCAGCAGCUAAGGUCUGUCCUGGAGAACUGUAACAACAGAAGUUGCUGGGAUUUGCUCUGUCUCUGCCCUGAAAUACUUCAGGGAGGGAGCUUCUCGCAAGAAGGCGAUGUUUACAGCUUUGGAAUGAUGUGUUGGGAAACCCUCAGCAGACAGAAGCCAUGGAAAGGAAAGAAGACUUUGCUGGAAGCCGUGACGUGCGUCUGCAACGGCGUGCGGCCUGGGAUUGAGCCAGAGUUCAUACCAUACAGCCUGCCGCAUCGCAACAAGCUACUGCAGCUCAUCCUUCUGUGCUGGCAUGAAGAGCCCAGUUAUAGGCCAAGAGCCGCAGAAUGCACAGCACUUCUACGGAAUAUUCUCGGAACAUUUGGGAAGGAGAUGAUGUCUGAUGCAAUUUACAAUUUGAUUCAUGCAAAGGAUUGUGCGAUAGAUGCUGCUAAAGGCCCUGUUUCUCAUGUUCUGGAAACAGACAUGCAUAAUUUGGAGGCAAUCUGUGCUCAGAACAACAAUGGGCCCAGCAAGAAAAUUACUCUGAGAGCCCAGAGCUUGUCAAGUGAAGGAGGGCCAGGCAAAGACGGUAACCAGACAUUCCUCGCCAGUAAAACCCUUCAUGACACGGCCUUUGAAAAAGGCCAACCAGCCUGGGGCAGCAAAGGACCAAGUCCUCCUCCACAUUCCUUACCCAGCCUUCUUACGCCUGAUUUAAGCGUGGGUGGGGAAAGCACCUUGCCAUUUUGCGAAGAGGCAGAAGCUUGGGAGCAGCCUCUGGCCCAAUUCGGGCAGAGACCCGACCUCGGCCCUCCUUACAGUAGCCUUCAGUACUGGCCUGAAAAGACAUUAAGAGAACCUUGCUGCAAAGGAAGGAGCUGCUCCAUCCUAGCCUGCGGCCGAGAAACCAUCUUGAGCUGUAUGACAGAAGGCUGCUUGAACCGCCUCUUGGACGUCCUGCGCUCCCAGCAGCUCUUGUCCAGGACAGACUAUGAAAAGAUCACCUCGUUCCCCACCUUGACUGGCCGGGCCCGGGCUUUGCUCGACACCUGCCUUUGCCUUGGGGAGAAGGCUGCCCAAACGGUGGUGUCUGUAUUAUCUGCCAGCAAAUGCAGACCUUUGCUCCGAAGCAUCCGGGCAAAUUCAGUAAAUUAAAUCCGUUACCACGCAGGGUUUUUUUUUUUAAUUUUUAAAAAAUCUCUCUCUCCAAAAGAAAAACGUAUGUCUCUGUGAAUUGGUAAUUGGCAAUGGCAAUGGGUUCAUUGCGCCUUCAUUACCCGCUGUUGUGGAUGAAGCUCUCGUGCUACUUCUGCUCAGAGACUUUUAUCCUCUUAAAGGAGAAACGUGAGUUGGAUUAAGAAAUCGCGUGCCUGCAGUAAUAACAUCCACGUCCUUUUAAUACCGAUGGUCGCCCGGUUGGACAUUUGAGAAGUUGGAAUUGUGUUGCAGCUGGUCAAGUUUCUUCUCUUCGCCUCCUUGUUGAAGAGAGCCGGCAGCGGGCUCUUGUUUUCAGACUGCACGGCAGGGGACGGCGGAGGCUUGGCAAAUAAAAAGGAAGGGGCAUUUGAGGGCAGCGCUGCCCAAGGGAAACAGGGAGAAAAGGCUGCUGAGGUGAGCAGAACACAAGGCCGACAUGACUAAGACAUUGCAGCAAAGCACCUUCUUCCAGAGGAAACUUUGUUAAUGGCUGAGUUUCAGGAAGGCUUUCAAGCAAACAGCGAGGUAUUGGCUCAGCCCUCUCGAGCAAAUGAUUCUUUUGCAAUGUACGCCUGAAAUCUAGGCAGGUUCUGAAAACAAUGCCGUUGGAUGCGCCUAGGUGAAGAAUGUUGGCAUUCUGCAGCCAACUGUGUCCACUGAAAUUGGUGGCAGUUAGUGACUUGGCCAUGUGCAGUGGCCGAAAAAAAUGAUGGGAAGACCCAGGUCAACUUGACACUAAAGCCAUGUGUGUUUGGCUCUGAGAGAUCUCUUGGGAACCCUACAUAAGCUGCACUGAGCUCUCUGGAGGCAGAGGA
This is a messenger RNA of Elgaria multicarinata webbii, 2744 nucleotides long. Its product is annotated as receptor-interacting serine/threonine-protein kinase 2-like. Bases 256 to 1887 code for a protein of 543 amino acids. Gene Ontology annotation, cellular component: cytoplasm. The record is from RefSeq and is a predicted model, not a curated record. The transcript is spliced from 12 exons. Gene Ontology annotation, molecular function: protein kinase activity; ATP binding. Lineage: Eukaryota; Metazoa; Chordata; Lepidosauria; Squamata; Anguidae. Gene Ontology annotation, biological process: signal transduction; protein phosphorylation; regulation of apoptotic process.